AUGGUGGCAAUGCUUUCGAUGUUGUUGUUUAUCGGGGGUAUCUGUGGUUUGCGGCUGUCCGAAGCGUCCGUACGCUUUACCAACUACACCGACGAUUGGGACCCGAAAUACCUGGAUGUUGAUAUGCGCGUCCGACGGCUCGACCAAACGACCGCGAUCGAUUUCGACCUGGAUCUGAAGCAGGAGCUCGACAAGAACGUUGAGUACGACGUGCGGCUGUGUAAGCGUGUUGCAGGGAAGUACCACCAGAUGAUGUAUACCGGCAGGCAGCAACUGUGCGGGAAGGAUUUACGCCGAUCACGGAACCUGCUGGAUCGGUACAUUGCCUCGGAGUUGGUGAAACAUUCGAAUCUAACCACACGCUGCCCGAUCCCGAAGGGUCACUACGAGGUGCGAAACUUUGAAAUUGAUGAUCGCCAUUUGAUGAUGAGUGUAGUACCGUCGGGCGAGUUUCUCAUCGAGGUCGGUGUGUACCAUCGUGGUAAGGAAAUCAAAAUGAACCGCUGGUUUGUGACGGCUACGUAG
Messenger RNA from Anopheles nili, 525 nucleotides. RefSeq lists its product as uncharacterized. The record is from RefSeq and is a predicted model, not a curated record. NCBI's taxonomy places the organism in Eukaryota, Metazoa, Arthropoda, Insecta, Diptera, Culicidae. The transcript has 2 exons. The coding region runs from base 1 to 525 and encodes 174 amino acids.